GGAGGUUUCAGAGACCAACCUGACCGGACACCUCCCUCCCACACUGGGACGACUCUCCAAACUCAAUGAGCUGUCGCUGAAUGGAACUGCAGUUACAUGCCCACCUGACAGCACCCCAUGUGUGGUUCAGCAGUCUUCUCAAAGCGCUUUUUGCAGCGCGUGCCCCUCGUUCUGUUCCACUUGUGUCAAGUCAGCACCAGCAACCCCUCACUCGCCCGAAGCCUCUCCCUCCCAGUCUGGAAGCGGUCUCUCUGUGGGAGCCAUUGCCGGCAUUGCUGUGGCUGCUGUGAUGCUGCUGAUCAUUGGACCCCAUCCAGACAUCGCUCACCCGUCUCCCCAAGGGCUUGCAGACCAAGGUCGUGGGCAUGUUAAAAACAUCCUCUGCUACAUGGGGCUCAUCGGUGCGCCCAUUGCAGAUGAACGCGAGCUCUCAAGCAGUGUCUGCGCCAUCUCGCGUUCGUCUGCGAUAUGA
This is a messenger RNA of Closterium sp. Naga37s-1, 472 nucleotides long. The record is from the annotation of a GenBank genome assembly. NCBI's taxonomy places the organism in Eukaryota, Viridiplantae, Streptophyta, Zygnematophyceae, Desmidiales, Closteriaceae.